UGAUGAUGAUGAUGGAGAUGAUGAUGUUGUUAAUGUUACCGAUGAUGAUUUUGAUAAUGAUUAUUUGAACGAUGAUGAUGAUGAUGAUGAUUAUGAUGGUGCUGAUGAUGAUGAUGAUGGUUUGAAUGAUGAUGAAGUUGAUGGCGUUGAAGAUUUGGAUUAUGUUGAUUUGGAUGAUGAUGAUGAUGAAGUUGAUGAUGGUGAUGGUGAUGAUGAUUAUAAUAAUGGUGUUGAUGAAGAUUAUGAUGAAUAUGAUGAUGAUUCGAAUGAUGAUGAUUAUGUGGAUGGUGAUGAGGAUGAUUAUUUGGAUGAAAUUCAUUUGGAUGAAGAUGAUGAUGAUUUGGAUGAUGAUGAAUAUGAAGAUGAUGAUGUAGAUGAUGAAGAAGACGAUGAUUUGGAUGAUGAUGAUGUUGAUGACAAUGAUGAUUUUUAUGAUGAUGUUGCAGAUGAUGAUACUAAUGAUGAUGAUUUGUAUGAUGAUUUGGAUGAUGAUGAUGAUGAUGAUUUGGAUGAUGAUGAUGAUGAUUUGGAUGAUGAUGAUGAUGAUGAUGAUGAUGAUGAUGAUGAUGAUGAUGAUGAUGAUGAUGGUAAUGAUGAUGAUGAUAAUUAUGAUGAUGAUGAUUUGGAUGAUGAUGAUGGUGAUGAUGAUGAUGAUGAUGAUUUGAAUGUUGAAGUUUUGUAUGAAAAUUUGGAUGUUGAUUUGGAUGAUGUUGAUGAUGUUGAUGAUGAUGAUGAUUUGGAUGAUGAUGUAGAUUUAGAUGAUGAUGAUGAUAAUUUGGAUGACGUUUAUGAUGAUUAUGAUGAUGAUAUGAAUGAUGAUGUUGAUGAUGAUGAUAACGAAUUGGAUGCUGAUGAUGACGGUGAUUUGGAUGAUGAUCAUCAUGUUGAUGUUGUUGAGGAUUAUGAUUUGAAUGAUGUUCAUUUG
Molecule: messenger RNA, 925 nt
Organism: Anisakis simplex (herring worm)
Lineage: Eukaryota; Metazoa; Nematoda; Chromadorea; Rhabditida; Anisakidae
Source: the annotation of a GenBank genome assembly